CAUCAGACGACCCGCCGUCAACACCAACUUCUAUUCUUCGGGGACGCAUCUCAAAGUAAAUGAGGUUCGCCUGCGCACGUUUCAUUUGUGCAGCAAGGUUAGGGUCGAACAAGUAUUUCCAUCUGACGCACGCUGCCUGGCCCUCACCUCCUCGUUUUCGCAAAAUGCUCCUUUUUCUCCCAAGCGCAUCUACUGAACACUGGCAACUUCAGAAGCUGUCUUCUUGAUUCUCGCUGUCACCACCACAUCUAGGCACUAACACCUCUUUUCCAAGCCGAAUUCGACUUGGUGAUACUCCAUGGUUGGGAUCGCAAGAGCUCGUGGCUGUGGUACCUGCAGGAAGCGGAAGAUAGCGUGUGGGCUGGAAAGGCCUUCUUGUGCUCAAUGCAUUAAAUCGAACAGAACAUGCACUGGGUACCGAAAAUACCCCAUAUUCAUUGCUCACCAGCCACCUAAGGGCGAAGAUUCGACCCGGCCGGGGCAUGGGGAAUCUACACUUGAUUCGACAAUACAUACCCACGACAGUCAGCGAACCCCUGUAGAUUUCAACGGACUGACAAGCUCCUCAUCAUCAAAUGGCAAUCAUCUCGACCCGGUCCAAUCUAUUAUUCGAUUGGGAGCACAAGUCAAUGCCAACCCGGCCCUUCGACAGCGUCUCUUGGGCCAGUACCUGGAUAACCAUCUGUCAAAGAACAGGCUUGGGCCCAUGCAGCAGAGAGUGUGGCUGAUACAAAUCCCCAAACUUCCUGAUCUCACCCCGGCCUUAGAGGUCUCAAUGAUGGCGUUAGCUGUCGCCAAGCUCGGUGAAGUCUAUUCUGAUGAAGGGCUUAUUCACGAGAGCCUGAAGCUUUACCGUGAAGCUCUGCACGAAGUUCAAUUAGCGCUGUGGGACCGAGACUUGAUGCUCCAUGAUCAAACUCUUACUGCCUGUGUGGCUUUAGGCAUGUAUGAGAUGAGCCAAUGUCCAAAUCAGUCGAAACAUGGAUACAUUAGUCAUACACUUGGCUGCCAGAAGCUGAUCCAACUCCGCGGUGCAGAGGCACACAUGGAUGGAUUGGGACAUUCAGUCUUUGUACAUUUCAGGAUCCAGGGCAUUCUCUAUUCUCUGGACCUCGGCGAGCCUUCCUUCCUUGGAGAGCCGCUGUGGCAAGAGGUGCCCUGGAGAGUUAGACCUAAAACACCUUACGAUCGGAUUUACGACUUUCUCACUUGUGCUCCAGAUCUCCGCAGACAGGGCGAGAUGCUCGAACAUAUGGACCCUCUGGGCAAGUUGCAGCUUGCGACUGAGAUGAUCCGAAAAUGCUGGAAGCUGGAUGCCGAGUUACAGUCGGUUUAUGAUUGCUUGGAGAAGAGCCAUGACGGACCACUAUAUUGGCCGGAACUAGCAAGAGAUAAAAGUCUCGACCUUUGCUCGAAUGAUGGCAUGUUAUUUCCGGUGGCAUUCCAUUUCCCCGAUCUCUCCAUCGCCAACACUAUCAUCAUUUAUUGGGGGGUCCAGGCUAUGUUGUGGCAGGGCUUGUGGCUGCUCUAUGGAGUUAUGACUGAAUUGCAGAUGAACUUUGCGGAGGCUGGGGCCUUUGCACAAGGAGAUGCGGAUAGUGGAUCUAGGUCUUUGACAAAUACGGUCGACAACAUCUUCCACUUUCCACCGUUAGAACAUCGAGCAGACUUCGCCGCACCCUGUCGCAACAUACUCCAGUCCGUUGAAUACAGCUUGCAGGGUGACAUGCUCGAUCAAGGACCGAAAUGUGUUGCUGCUCCGUUGAGGAUGGCGAUAGAAACGAUGGUGCCGUUCCCUCAGUACAGGCGAGAGGUCGCGUGGGGAGAGAGGGCUGUGAAGAAAGUGCAGGAACGAUCUCUGCGACUAUUGAUUUACUAUACCCCGAGGAGAUAGCCAUGCAACUAGUUAUAUGAUAAUUU
Molecule: messenger RNA, 1920 nt
Organism: Cladophialophora immunda
Lineage: Eukaryota; Fungi; Ascomycota; Eurotiomycetes; Chaetothyriales; Herpotrichiellaceae
Exons: 3
Coding region: 299-1894 (531 amino acids)
Biological process (GO): regulation of DNA-templated transcription
Molecular function (GO): zinc ion binding; DNA-binding transcription factor activity, RNA polymerase II-specific
Source: RefSeq, a predicted model, not a curated record